CCACUGCGGACUGCGUCAUCGGCGCGCGCGCAGCGAGCUUCAGCGCGCAAUGCUAGACGUGACGCGGUCGCGAAUGUUGCACUCAACCCCUGAAGAAGACCAUCGAUUAAGGUCGAAAAUAGUCGGACCGCUUCUGACUAAAAUACUACGCGAUUAAGUCCCGUUACUUUUAUACUUUAUUAGAUAUACGGCUGCGAAUAGUCGAUCUCCUAUCACAACUGCGAUGACUACCAAGACGACAAGAUGCAUAUCGUUAUCCAAACUUAUCGAACUUAGCAAACGAACCAGUUCACCUACCAACCGCUAUUAACAUAGUAGAGGUCUCGUAGCGUUAAAGUGAAUUGUGAUUUGAAUAAAAUUUUUCCUGUUUCAUUUGUAAGCGAUUCUUUGUACCACGCAGACAUGAGCGCCUUAAAAAGUUUUGUAUUUUUAUUAUUCAUGAUAUCAGUGUUUGUGUCGAAUAUACAUUGUCAAGUGAACAAGCGAUUUUACCGAAAAGACUACACAUAUUUGAUUUCGAUAGAUAACUUCUAUAAAGUCCAUACAAUUCAUCGGACAUGGGCAGAAGCCAAAAAACGUUGUGAAUUGGAAGGAGCCAAAUUGUUCUACCCCCAGAAUGCGAAUGAGGCCGAGGAAGUUGUUAAGUUCUUGAAAGAAACACAGCCGUUUUCUUGGGUCCUUGUUGGCAUCUCAAAUACCAUUUCUAAAGAAGUAUUUGAAACUAUUGACGGUAAUCCAAUAGAAGACGUAUACAACCGCUGGGCGCCGGGAGAACCUAACGACGCGGAUGGAAUGGAAGGCUGUGUUACCUUGAACAAAGAAGGAAAAUUACACGACGAUCGCUGUGAUAAGAAAUACCCUUUCAUAUGCAAGAAAGCCUUAGCCGAUCUCGAAUGGAACAAAGACUGUGAUAUGCCUGACAAAGAUUACAUAUUUAACCAAAAAUUGGGAAAAUGCUACAAGUUCCAUUUGACCCCGAAGAAUUGGACUGAUGCAAUCACUACUUGUAGUGCGGAGCAGUCGUACCUUGCCAUAAUUGAAAGUCAAGUGGAAGCUGACCAUCUGGUACAAAUGACGGCUGACGCGCCGAAGCAUAAGGUUCAUGGGGACUACUUGGCUGGUACUGUUCAUUUGGGCUUCCAUAAAAAAUAUUCAGAUGAGUGGAAAACCAUUAAAGGGGUACCUCUCUACAACAGUGGUUACGCAAAAUGGGGCGGAGGUCAACCGGACAAUAGGGGAGGCACAGAAGUAUGCGGCAGCAUGUUCUAUGAUGGCGGCCUCAACGAUAUGAGCUGCUACGUACGGUGCUUCUUUAUAUGUGAACACGACAUUGGCAUUUUCGCCGGCACUAGUAACGAUCGAUUUAAUUAGUUAUUGCAAAAGCAACCCAUUUAGAUGCGGAAUGUGUUCAAGAACGAUAUUUUGUCUCAACAUUGAUGUUAACUCAAUAUUACUACAAAAAGUAAAUGUCUCAACAAUAUAAUCUCCAGACCAACGACAAAAGUGUGCAUAUUCAUUAUUACAAACUGUUAAAAUACA
Messenger RNA from Hyposmocoma kahamanoa, 1539 nucleotides. Its product is annotated as macrophage mannose receptor 1-like. The record is from RefSeq and is a predicted model, not a curated record. The transcript has 5 exons. Bases 403 to 1371 code for a protein of 322 amino acids. Lineage: Eukaryota; Metazoa; Arthropoda; Insecta; Lepidoptera; Cosmopterigidae.